This is a messenger RNA of Vespa mandarinia (Asian giant hornet), 8737 nucleotides long. It is a transcript of the gene Wdr62, whose product is annotated as WD repeat domain 62. The record is from RefSeq and is a predicted model, not a curated record. Gene Ontology annotation, biological process: centriole replication. Gene Ontology annotation, molecular function: protein binding. NCBI's taxonomy places the organism in Eukaryota, Metazoa, Arthropoda, Insecta, Hymenoptera, Vespidae. Gene Ontology annotation, cellular component: mitotic spindle.
GGCUCGCGUUGCCAGUUGGCUCGGUGACGGCGCGACGGAUGGUCGUUUUUUCCGUUCAGACUAGCGGGCUUUAGUCUGUUUUGUGACUCAGUGAGAGAGUGUGUGCUGUCGUGUGUUCGAUCUUUUUUCUCCCUCGUCGUCGUCGUCGUUAUUAUCGUCCUUGUCCGUAAUAAUCGUCGAUUUAGUAAUCAUUGACUUCUACAUUAUUGCGAAAAUUUUUUCCUCGUCGUUAUUCUCAUUGGCAUCUUUAUCAUCCCACCUGGUGGUACACGCAAGGACACACCUGUGCACCCCGGAUUCCGGCGCUUUCUGCCGACAGAGCGUGCGUCGAGAAUCGAAUCAAGAUGAAGUGAGAGACAAAAAAGGAGGGUGUCUCCCUUCAGGAAUGAAAUCCUGACGAGAGAGGAGAAGACGAGAGAGAAGAGAGAGAGAGAGAGAGAGAGAAAGAGAAAGAGAGAUCAGACGUCAUGAUGGAACCACCGUUAACCAGCAAGGUUCUGCGUGCUCCCAGCUUAAAAAGAGGUCAGGAGAACGUCAGGAUACAGGACAGGAUAAAGCUUGAACGAGUCCUGGGUGUAACCGUAUCAAGCAAUGCAGCUCUGGAUUGCGACGCUACGAGCGAGUUGGUCGCCUAUCCUGCCGGGUGUACCGUCGUACUCUUCAAUCCUCGAAGGAAUACGCAAGCGCACGUGCUCAAUGCUUGCCGGAAGACCGUGACUUCUUUGGCUCUUGCCGGAGACGGAAGACUUUUGGCUACCGGUGAAUGCGGACACAUGCCGAAUGUUCGGGUCUGGGAUAUAUCCGAUCCGCACAAUGCUGUACAAAUUGCCGAAUUUUCCGGGCACAAAUAUGGCAUCAAUUGUGUGGCUUUCUCACCAAGCAACAAGUAUGUGGUUUCGGUCGGUUCUCAGCACGACAUGAUAGUAAACGUUUGGGAUUGGAAAAAUAACGUCAAGGUUGCUUCUAACAAAGUCUCAAGCAAAGUCAAGGCAGUGUGUUUCGCUGAAAAUGGUAAUUAUUUCGUCACCGUAGGCAACCGACACGUGAAGUUUUGGUACCUGGAAUAUUCGCGUAGUGCCAAGUACAAGGAACCCGUGCCUUUGAUGGGCCGAUCAGCUAUAUUAGGUGUACAACGAAACAACGAUUUCGUCGAUGUAGCCUGCGGCAGAGGAGAAAUGGCGGAUUCGACAUACGCCAUCACAAAAACCGGUCUCCUAUGCGAAUUCAAUAAUCGAAGGCUCUUGGACAAAUGGGUCGAGCUUCGGACGAGCAGCGCGAAUUGCAUGGCGGUUGGUGAUAAAUAUAUUUUUAUUGGUUGUGCCGAGGGUAUCGUCAGGUGUUUCAGUCCCAAUACGCUGGAGUUUAUCACGACUUUACCAAGAACACAUUAUUUAGGAGUUGACGUAGCCCAGGGAUUGUCGAUAAGUCAUAUGUCUCAGCACCCAGCUAACGCAAGGUAUCCGGAUGCUAUAGCAUUAGCUUUCGACGAACGUAACAAUAAAUUAACAUGCGUCUACAACGAUCAUAGUAUUUAUGUUUGGGAUGUAAGGGAUAUAAGGAGGGUUGGUAAAUCCCAUUCUUUUCUCUAUCAUUCCGCAUGCAUAUGGGGUGUUGAGAUGUAUCCAACAGGAACGGACUCGAUAGGAUCUAUGCCGGCUGGUAGUUUUAUCACUUGUUCCAGCGACGAUACCAUUCGCGUUUGGAAUCUCGAGAAAGAUGUAUUCUCGAAUGACACAUUGUAUAAAAGGAACAUAUAUAGUAGCGAAUUGUUAAAAGUCCUUUACGUGGAUGCAGAAUUAACGUAUCUUAAGGAUUUGGAUUUAGCUGCUGCCGGAUCGACCGAAAAAAGCGAUGCUUCUUACGACGGUCGUAAUGGCGUAAGAUCGAUAAGAGUCAGUCCUGAUGGGAAACAUCUUGCGUCUGGCGAUAGAUCGGGAAAUAUACGUAUCCAUGACGUUUCCACCCUGGAAGAAUUGUGUUUAAUAGAGGCUCACGACGCGGAAGUACUUUGUCUCGAAUAUUCGAGGUUUUCGCAAUAUUCUGUUGAAACGCCAAGACUUUUGGCAAGUGCUUCGAGGGAUCGAUUAAUUCAUGUAUUCAGCGUCGAUCAGGAUUACAAUUUUUCACAAACCUUGGACGAUCAUAGCUCGUCGAUUACCGCCGUGAGAUUUUUUAAUCAAACUAAUCAAAGUAAUCAGCUGCAAAUGGUGUCUUGCGGGGCUGACAAGAGUAUCAUCUUUAGGCAAUUGCAAUCCACACCAGGCGGAAUGCCACAAUUCGCCAGAGGUCAUAACGCUCAGGGAAAGACAACGUUAUACGAUAUGGAAGUGGAUUCUGGACAAAAACAUGUUUUAACUGCCUGCCAAGAUAGAAAUAUUAGGGUUUAUAAUGUAACUACCGGGAAGCACAGUAAAACGUUCAAAGGAUCCGUCGGCGAAGAUGGAUCCCUCAUUAAAGUUGUCUUAGAUUCGUCAGGAAUUUACGUAGCUACCUCAUGUACAGACAAGACAUUAUGUGUUUACGAUUAUUAUAGUGGUGAAUGUAUGGCAACCAUGCUCGGUCAUUCAGAAUUAGUGACAGGAUUGCGUUUUAGCUCGGACUGUCGUCACCUCGUUUCUGCGAGUGGUGACGGUUGCAUAUUUGUUUGGCGUGUGCCUCACGAUAUGGUUGUGACGAUGCAAGCGCGACUCGCUCAACAGGCAAUGCGUGCUGGAAAAAGGCCACCACAGGUCAAUGGUAGUGGAAUUGAAAUACAGUUAGAUAAUGAAACGUUUGGAUCACCGCCACCAGAAUUUCUCGAUCCAAAUGCAAAUCCUGCCCCUCAAAAUGUUGGUGUCGAUUAUAGAUUUAGCGUUGGUCAAUUACCUCUCUGGGCGAAGAAACAAAUUAAUACGACGACCGUCGAAGAAACAACGACGGUUAGUUCGACCGUUCGACCGCUUAGCGUAGAUUUACCAAAAGGAAGAUGGGCUCAAAGGGUACAACAAGGUGAUGGUAUUACCGUCAAAUCCGUUUACGAUAGCGAUGAGGUCAUACCCUUUCCUCCUCCUCGUGGAAGCGUCGAUUCUGAUGGAGGUGGAGGAGGUGGUGGUUCGAAGGACAGUUCUAUCGACAGCGGUACCGAAACCAAAUGCAGUAGCGAUUAUCGUCGUGAUACUAUCAUUCUCAAAAGGGAAGAGGAAGAAAGUGUAUUUCAACCAUGUCCAGAUAGUUACAGAGAAUUAACCAAUGAAACAAAACAGGUGAUCGGUGGUAACGUGACGAUUGCUAGAGGUAACAAUAUCACGGAAGUGACACGUCAAUCAAGAAGUCGUCAUCACACUGAUGAUAGCAGUCUUGGGAGUUUUAAAUUCGAGGAUCAUGAAAGUACGGAACAUGAUGGUGACGUAGAAGAUUAUUCCGAGGGAGAGAAUGGUACGACUGGUUCAGAAAAAUCACAUCAUAGAUUAAUGUAUUAUCCACCACAAGAGGAUACUGUAUCGAAUCAGUUUACAGUAAAUGCGAUGGACGUUGAAGAACUUCGAAGAUCUCAAAGGCGGCAGAAAAAGCCAAGAAAUACAGAAAGUGGACGAACGAGCGAAUUAACUGCAUCCGGUAGCCAAGAUGAUUCCGAUUCGGAAGGUGGAGCGUCAACGCCAAGUGCCGAAAGAAAUCCAUUAUCAAUGUUAUCAGAAGCAAGCUCGGAGGGUUUCGAUCAAAUUACGAAACAAAGUCAUCGCGAGAAAUAUUUAAAAAAUGCAUUCGAGUCUCUUAGCGGCGCCGAAGAACCAACAAAUCGUGUAAAAACAACCAGUAUUAGUUCUCAAUUUCAUGGAAGGGUAAAUAAUGGUUCAGAAAGUAACAAUAGCAACAAAGUACGUAAUGCAGCGGUAGUAAAUGCAACGAAACAUGCCAGGGGUGAUGCGGAUAUUGUUAAGAAACGAGAGGAAUUACAAAGAAGAAUAGAAGAGACCAGAAGAAAGCUGCAAAGCGUCGGGUACAGGUCAUCCUUAAAAAGCAGCCAGAGCAUUUCUGAUUUAAGCAGCCAUAUACCAGAGAAACAUCAUCGUUCAAGUAGACUUAACACAGGUAACAAAUUGGGUGAACAAAACAAAUUUUCAAAGCCAAUUAAUCCUUGCAAACCUAUGCCAAAUCCAAAACCCGCGUUUAAACCGCAACAACUCAUUAACAAAGUCCAAGGUGUUGGGAAUGCUUUAUCUAAAUCAGAUAUAUCAAAUGAACAGUGCAGCUUAAAUAAUGAUAAUAAUAAAACAACAUCGUGUGUAAGUGAAAAGACAAUACCAUCUCUUAACCGUCCACUAACACUUACAUUAAAGAAAACUGAAAAGUAUAAGCUGUCAUUGAAUAAGCCCAAUCAAUCAUUACCCGAAUCUCCUGUAUGCGAGGAAUUAAAACUGUUGAAGGAACAUUGUAAGAAAAACGUUAGUCGUUUCGCAAGAUUCGCACAAAAGAGAAGAUCCUGUAGUUAUUUUAUCGGUCUCGACGAUAACGAGGAAGAAAUGGAAAAUCUGGCAAAGUCGUUUGAGAGUUUGCCAGCAAUGAACGAACGUAAUAUUGAAAAUUUGAAGCAAACGAUUGACGACGGUGACGAUGGUAAUGGAAAUUUCAGCGAUGAUUCAUUGGAAGGCGAUUUCAAAAAUCCACCGCGACGUUGUGUUAGCGAUUAUCAAAUUAACAUACAUAUGGACAGUAGUAGUCAUGUAGAUAAUAAAAGUUAUCCAAAUUAUCAGACUUAUCAAAGGAGGAUUUUAACAGGUUCGCAAGAAAGUAUAUUGUCGGAUGCUUCGGUCGAAUCAUUUUCAAAAGGUAGCGCCGAAAUAUUGGAUUGUAAUAACUACGAUCAUGACAGGCACUCCAGCGCAAGUUUUUUCUUAUCGAAACGUAAAACACAAGUUGGAAGAAGUCAGGAGAGCAUAUUAACUGACGAAUCGGAUUAUCAAAUGUUUCCAUUACAGAAGAACGUUGAUCAUAGAAGUACAGAAAGCGUUUUAACGGAUGACUCGGAUUCGUUGGUUAAAUCGGCACCGUUAGAAAUGUUAUUUGAUUCACAUUACAAAAGAAAACGACAAAAUUCCGAAACGUACAGUGGAAAUCCUAACAACGAAAUUGAAACUACAAACAAUACACAAACAUCGACGGAUGAUACCACUUUGUGCAGGGCUGUAUUUAGAUCAAAAUCCCUUCAAGAUACAAGAAUGUGUAAAGCUAAAAAUGAUAUUAAUUUUAGCGAGGAUAACGCACAACCGGCUACGUGUAUAUAUUAUGAAUUCAAUUUUGACAAUGAUAAUGAGAAAAAUUCGGAUAUUAGAAUAAUGGCCAAUUCCGAUGCAAUGUCAAGAAGCAACAGUUUAAAGGUAUCAAAGGAGCCACAUUCAAUGCUGAUAUUAAACGACUUCGUGGCGCAUAAACCACCAAAACCAAAGAGAAAUUCAUCGCGUACCCAAAGUAUGCGUAACAGAGCAAGACCAGCAUGGAAUAAAUAUAACAUGGACUCGUCCUCGUCACAAUCGACAAUACAAAACAUCGAACCAAUUAAUUACUCCGCGACUUUACCCGCUAACUUAUCUCAUUUAAGUUAUAAAACAAGGAACGACGAGGAUUCUUCUAAACAAAAUCGAAAGGACGGCGAUGCCAAUUCAAAAAGAUUCGAAGAAUUUUUACAAUCCGCUAAAUAUUCAUUGCAAGCUACGAACGACGAAACGAAUGAUAGAAAUAUAUUUUUCAAUCAACAAACGCGUUUAACAGAUAAGAAGAUAAACAUAGGAGGAAUACCACCGUACAAUCCUGAAAAUACUUUGGAUAGAUACAAACGACAGAAUGUUAAUGAACCUUCUCGUAUAAUGUCCAACGAGGAAGAUAAUGCCAGUCACGAAAGGGACAACAUAUGUUCUUUUGAAAAUCAAAUACCAACGAAGGAUACAAUGGAAACUUAUGACUCUUUAGAACCCAAUGUUACAUCAUCUAUCGAUUUACAUGGAACCCAACUCGAAUCAAACAAUUCCAAUUUACAAUCAACGAACGCGCGCAUUGAUAAUUUGGAUGCUAGCGUUGACGUUAGGAUAACACGUGCCAUAGAAGGAACCGUUAAAUUAUUAUCCAAAGAAUUUGAGAAUUUAGUUAGAAGGGAACAAUACUUCAUGAAGGAAAAAUGUUUGCGUUUAACUCAUUGUCCCGAAACAAGUGAAAACUUUGCCAAGCUUGAGGCCGAACGUGACAGUAGAUAUUGCACUAUUAGACGUGACAUACGUAUUCAUUCCGGUGGCGAGGAUAGCGAUUGCGCCGAUAUAUCAACGAUGGAUAAAUCAUUGAUGGAAAGUGGUUCCUCUACGUCAGCAUCGAGUUGCACGAAUUCCCCUAAACGGAUGUGGCCACCUGCGUCACGAUGUCAGAGUCACAUGAAGUGGACAAAAACUUUGCCCACUAUUAAUCAAGCAACUAUUCCCACGAAACAUCUUUAUGCAGUUGGCAGUAAUGGGGGGCGAAUCUCGUCAAAAGUUAUUGACAGUGAAGAAGAGGGGAGUGGCAUGAGACGUGCCUGUUCAUUAAGUGAUCUUUCUGUCAGCCCAUCAAAUAGAUUACUGCAUGGUCCUGUACAAGUUUCAGGAAAAGUAAAUACUAAAAAUAUUAGUACAUCGUCAAGAGGUAAUUCUGGGAAUAUAAAUAUUGGCAAUCAGUUAAGACAUUCAACCACGAAAAAUCAUUCAAAUCACAUGACAAGAAGUAGUAGCGUCGGUGUAUUAAAUCAGAGUGAUUCAGAAUCUGAUGCUGGUGUAUCAGUAGGAGGAAGAGGAUGGAACAAUCAAUCUGGAAAUAAUAGAAUGAGUGGCUUAAUGAGGCCAACGAUUAGUUCACAAAAUAAAAUCAAUCAUCAGAUUAAAUCGAAUUCCUCAUCAAGUAAUAAUCUUCCUUCUAUUCUAAGGCGACGGGGUAUGCAGGGAGCUUACUCUAGCGUAAAUCUAAGUCAAGUUGGUAAUCAAGAAGAUUCAAGUUCAGAAGAUACUUCAUCUAAUGGAAAUGGUGUCAAGCCAGCUCUACCUCCAAGACCUAGAAGUAUCAGUAUUGAUCAUUCCUCAGCCAGUUUAUGCCUUCCUGGUACUGCCGUUAGAAGAUCUGGGUCAUCUGGUCUAAUAACAAAUGGUCGAGGCAGUGGAAACAUAAUUGGUCAAAGUGGUGCAAGGUUAUCAGUACCAAACAGAAAUCAAUUAGAACCAAGCCCUCAAGAAUUACCUGUUAAAGAUACAGACCGUGCCAUUGAUGUAGCCAGUGCCGAAUUGUCAACUCAACUAUGCAAUACAAUUGCGGAUGAGCUUACGCGAACAGCAGAUAACGUUGUACAACUGUACAAACGUUUAACUAUAGACAAUGAGGAUGAUCCAUCAAGAACGACCAUCGAUAGGGAUACAAUGUUACGUGGUCUAGAAUCUUCUGUCAAUGAAACAAUGCGUACAUUACGACUAGUUGUGGCAGGCGUUGAAAAUCAUAAUGAUGAAACUAGUAAUAAUGUUGCCCCGAACGAAGUUACCGCGAAGUUUCAAGAAUUACUUGCAGGCCAAGAUCAAGGGAAGGUAGUGAACAUGAUGCAACAAUAUUCAGAAUUACUCUUAAAUAUGAUGCAACAAAGGAUGGGAGGGACACAAUCGAGCCAUACAUAAAAUAAAAGAAGAAAAGAAAAUCCGUCCAUCUGAUGAUAAAUUGAAUUAUUAUGCAAAUGGAUAAUGUAUUCAUGUUCAAAAGCACGUACGUUUGUGAUGAGUGAAUAAGUAUUUUCUCGGCGAUAAUAAUAAUAAUAAUAAUAAUAUUAGAUCACAUUCCUAAGUGCAGGAUAUGGAUAUUUUGUUUUGUUUUUCUAAAGGAAAGGAAAAAUAUAAGAAAGAGAAAGUGAAAAUGAAAAUGAAAAUGAAAAUGAAUAAAUAAAAGAGAGGGACUUCGGUAUUUCAGUUGCCAAGAUCCUAAGUGCAUAUCGUAAGCACGCAUAUGUUCCUUUUCAAUUUGUCAUAGUAGUACAUUGCAUUCUUUGUGAGUACUUUUUGAAUGAAUUUAAUAUAAACUUAGUUCUUAAAAAGCAGAUUGAACUGUCAGCAAUGGAGCCUUGGGACUUGAUAGGAAUUAUAACAUGUAUUACUAACUGCUGAACAGUAUCAUUAGAAAAAAAAAAAAUAAGAAGAAGGAAAAGGAAAAAAAAAAGAAAAGGAAAAAGGAAGAAAAAAAGAACUUCAUAGCACAAAAUAUAUUAUUUUUGACUAAUUCUUAAGCACUAUAAUGGUUCGCACUUGGAGAUGAGGAAAUCUUCAACGUCGUUCAAUGUAGUACUUGUUAUUAAUCAAUACAAUUUGAUGAUAAAUAUGCUGAGGAAGGAACGUGUGAAAAUAACCGGAUAAACUCCAAAUAAUGUCAUAUGGUAUAACUUUAGGACAUUUAUUUAUCCUAUUUAUAAAAUCAAAUGUGUCGAAUUUGUGCGUAUUUUAUCUUGAGGCCAUAUGCCGGGAAAUGCCAAUUAACUAAAGACUAUUAGUAUAGUAUCCACAACAAACAUACAUAUAUGUAUAUUUAUCAAAUAUUGAAUGGUAUUAUAACGUAAUAUUAGUAUUCUUGUUAUGUAACCAAAGGGGUUGUCUGUACCUAUGGUAAAAAGGGAAAUUCUUUUCCCCUCCUAAAUGUUUAAAAAGCUUUUAGACAGUCCAUUAAUAAAAAAAAAAAAAAAAAAAAAAAAAAUAAUAUACAGUAUAUAAACUUGCCA